AUGAAUCAUGAUGACGAUCGAGGCUGUUCCUGUCCUGUUUUCAAUACAGUUGUUCAACCUUUAUGGUUCUGCAGGGGCUCCAAGAAUUUCAGCAGUUGCAGUGAAGAUGAUUUUGAGAAGCUGACUCUGAACAAAGGUGGAGGCUGCCUCUUGAAUGUGCCCAGCCCAGACGAGUCAUACAGCGCGCCUUCCUGUGGGAACAAGCUGGUGGACCCUGGGGAGGAGUGUGACUGUGGGAAUGAAAAGGAUCCAUGCUGCCAGCCUGGGACCUGCAAGCUGCGCUCAGGAGCUCAGUGUGCCUACGGAUCCUGCUGCCAAAACUGCCGGGUAAGUACUUUAGAAGUAUCUUAA
Molecule: messenger RNA, 351 nt
Organism: Staurois parvus
Lineage: Eukaryota; Metazoa; Chordata; Amphibia; Anura; Ranidae
Source: the annotation of a GenBank genome assembly